Molecule: messenger RNA, 3526 nt
Organism: Cebus imitator (Panamanian white-faced capuchin)
Lineage: Eukaryota; Metazoa; Chordata; Mammalia; Primates; Cebidae
Product: prosaposin receptor GPR37
Exons: 2
Coding region: 1163-3004 (613 amino acids)
Biological process (GO): adenylate cyclase-inhibiting G protein-coupled receptor signaling pathway; positive regulation of MAPK cascade
Cellular component (GO): signaling receptor complex; plasma membrane
Molecular function (GO): G protein-coupled peptide receptor activity; prosaposin receptor activity
Source: RefSeq, a predicted model, not a curated record
AUCUGGGGAAUUAACCUGUCCCGCCCAUCCCUAGCCUCAAGCCGCGCAGGCUCCGCGCCUCCGCCCUUGUUCCCUCCCAGCUCCUCCGAGUGGAAGCCGCUACAAAUGGCUUGAAUGAAACGUGUGUGGGUUUAGUGAGUGGUGAACCACCAGGGGAUCCCGUCUCCCCACAAACCAGUAUCUCUCCGAGGAGGAGGCGAAGGACGGGGAGGAGGCCAGGAGCCGAGCGUCGGGCUUCGGGGGCGCGCGCAGCGGCUGGAGCGCGGGGAGAGGCUGGGCCACCUCCCCUUCCCAGCCGCGCACCGCCUGGCCCGCGGCGGUUCCAGGCACCACCCUCCCCGCCCGGGCAGCGCCCGCUGUGGCAGUGACGAGCUCCCGCGGCCGGCGACACCGUCCACCGACGAGCGGCGCCCACUUCUCCCCACGAUUCCCUUCUCUGCGGCGGCACGCCGUCCAGCAGCCCGCGUCGCCCCGUCGUCAACUUAGAGCUGGAGGAGAAGCCACUUUGGCAGUGGCGGCGGGGCUGGAAUCCCGCUUCUCCUCGGUAGCAGUAGCCUCGCAAGUCGCUGGGGUUGGGUGGGGCGAGAGUUUCGCCAGUGCAUCAGCGCUGCUUCUGACGGUUUGCAACCUGUUUCCAGCGAGCUAGGAGCGGAGUUGUGACUGCCAGUCGUCUGGAGGAGGGGGACUUGUUUUUCUUUUCCUCUAGAGACCUCGGCUUGCAACUGGAUAAAGCAGUGUCGAAAGGAUGUAACUAGGCAGAGCAACUGUUACCAAGAAGGCCACCACCCCACCCAAAGCAGUGCAGAGCCUGGGGCUUCGUCCGGGCUCCCCGAGUCGCAACAUUAAUCAACAUUCAGGUGUAGAUUGCAACUUUCCAAGGUCAGCCGCCGGGAGUAGCCCAUUCCCUCUACAAACCUUGAAGCGCACACCUCGGUGGGACUGAACUUGGCUGAGAAAUGCACAAGAUGCCAAACGAGGAAGGAUUGUAGGGGGCGUGUGUGUGACCCCCCAAGACCCAUCCUCCGCUAUCCCCGUAAUCUCCGGUCCCCUCUACCAGGCGGGGGUGAGUAAGUGACAUGUGCCUAACUCUCAGCAGCAACUUCGGCAGCAGGUGUCGAUCCUAAGCAGGAGCCGCGGCUGCCGGGUGUGCCCUCGCCAAGCCAUGCGAGCCCCGGGCGCGCUUAUGGCCCGCAUGUCGCGGCUGCUGCUUCUGCUACUGCUAGAGCUGUCUGCCUCUUCUGCCCUCGGGUUCGCCCCCGCGACCAGGAACGAAACUUGUCUGGGGGAGAGCUGUUCACCUACAGUGAUCCAGCGCCGCGGCAGGGACGUCUGGGGACCGGGAAAUUCUGCAGGAGACGUUCUGCGAGCCCGUGCACCCAGGGAGGAGCAGGAGGCGGCAGUGCUUGCGGCGCCCUCCUGGGACCUGCCGGCGGCCCCGGGCCAUGGCCCUGUUGCAGGCAGAGGGGCGGAGGCGUCUUCAGCCGGAGCCCCGGCACCUCCGACCAGACAGCCUGGCCCCUGGCGGUGGAAAGGUGCUCGGGGUCAGGAGCCUCCUGAAACUUUGGGGAGAGGGAACCCCACGGCCCUCCAGCUCCUCCUUCAGAUCUCAGAGGAGGAAGAGAAAGGUACCAGAGGCUCUGGCAUUUCCGGGCGCAGCCAGGAGCAGAGUGUGAAGACAGUGCCCGGAGCCAGCGAUCUUUUUUACUGGCCACGAAGAGCCAGGAAACUCCAGGGUUCCCACCACAAGACCUCACCCAAGACGGCCAAUGGACCAGCAGGGCACGAAGGGCGGACAAUUGCACUCCCGGGCCGGGCGCUGGCCCAGAAUGGAUCCUUGGGUGAAGGAAUCUAUGAGCCUGGGGGUCCCCGCCAUGGAAACAGCACGAACCGGCGCGUGAGACUGAAGAACCCUUUCUACCCGCUGACCCAGGAAUCCUACGGAGCCUACGCGGUCAUGUGUCUGUCCGUAGUGAUCUUCGGGACCGGCAUCAUUGGCAACCUGGCGGUGAUGUGCAUUGUAUGUCACAACUACUACAUGCGGAGCAUCUCCAACUCCCUCUUGGCCAACCUGGCCUUCUGGGACUUUCUCAUCAUCUUCUUCUGCCUUCCGCUGGUCAUCUUCCACGAGCUGACCAAGAAGUGGCUGCUGGAGGACUUCUCCUGCAAGAUCGUGCCCUAUAUAGAGGUCGCUUCCCUGGGAGUCACUACCUUCACCUUAUGUGCUCUGUGCAUAGACCGCUUCCGAGCUGCCACCAACGUGCAGAUGUACUAUGAAAUGAUCGAAAACUGUUCUUCAACAACUGCCAAACUUGCUGUUAUAUGGGUGGGAGCUCUACUGUUAGCACUUCCAGAAGUUGUUCUCCGCCAGCUGAGCAAGGAGGAUUUGGGGUUUAGCGACCGAGCUCCGGCAGAAAGGUGCAUUAUUAAGAUCUCUCCUGACUUACCGGACACCAUCUACGUUCUAGCCCUCACCUACGACGGUGCGAGACUCUGGUGGUAUUUUGGCUGUUACUUUUGUUUGCCCACGCUUUUCACCAUCACCUGCUCUCUGGUGACUGCAAGGAAAAUCCGCAAAGCAGAGAAAGCCUGUACCCGAGGGAAUAAGCGGCAGAUUCAGCUAGAGAGCCAGAUGAACUGUACUGUAGUGGCACUGACCAUUUUAUAUGGAUUUUGCAUUAUUCCUGAAAAUAUCUGCAACAUUGUUACUGCCUACAUGGCUGCAGGGGUUUCGCAGCAGACAAUGGACCUCCUUAAUAUCAUCAGCCAGUUCCUUUUGUUCUUUAAGUCCUGCGUCACCCCAGUCCUCCUUUUCUGUCUCUGCAAACCCUUCAGUCGGGCCUUCAUGGAGUGCUGCUGCUGUUGCUGUGAGGAAUGCAUUCAGAAGUCUUCCACAGUGACCAGUGAUGACAAUGACAACGAGUACACCACGGAACUCGAACUCUCGCCCUUCAGCACCAUCCGCCGAGAAAUGUCCACCUUUGCUUCUGUUGGAACUCAUUGCUGAAGGGCGGUACUUGGUUGGGUCAUUUUAUUUGUUUGAUUUUCAUAUCCUGUGAAAGUUUUUAAUUCCUAUUUUUCCUUAUAGGGAAAAAUGCAAAAAAGAAAUAAUAAAGAAAUAUUAACUGCUGUAGAACUGAUUUUACAAAUUAAUAUUUGUGCUUUGAAAAAAGUUUCUAUUUAGUUAUUUAAGAAGAAUGAGAAGGUCAAUAGUUUUAGAUGAUUUUAUCUGGUACGGUGCUAAUAUUUUAUUUGAAAAAAGUUACUGCAACUUAACUUAAAAUUCCUAACAUCUUUUCUUCUUUUAAAAACACAAUUAUUGUAUAUUGAUUAUAGCCAUGUGAUUUUGUAGGUUAUUUUAUAUUUGAGUUGUGAUUGAAAGUAUACUGUAUAUGGUAUUGUGAGAUGAUUUGUACUUGGAAGCAUUCACAAAGUAGCACCAAAUAAAUUACACUUUAUUCUUUAAUGUCAUUGUCAAUCUACUUUUAACAAAUAUUCAAUAAAUCUUCUAAUUGCCUUAAAGAUCCAA